CUCCUCGAACAAGCCGUGGUAGAAGCCUACUGUUCGCUAGGCUCUCAGGAAUGUAUUGCGAAAUUCAAAAAUAUCUUUGGCACGCAAGUUCUUCAAAAAUGUCAAAGCAAGGAUGCAGUAGCAAGCCAAUGCUCUACGGUUGCUGCACCUCUGCGAGCCAAAACGUAUUGCUACGGUGUAAGGGAAGGAGGAGAGUCUGCAUUUAAUAAGGUAAAGGAGCUGUACAAAGUUGAAACUGUUCACAUCGAAAAAAACAUCCUCCGCGAUGCCCUUGCUUGCUAUAAUGAUGUCGUAGCUUUGAAAGAACUUAUGCUACUAGCGUUAGAUCGGAAUUCUUCAUUUGUACGCCUUCAAGACGUGAAGAGUGUGUUUACGAGUGUAUCAAAAAAUCCAUUAGGCGCAGAGAUCAUCCUUAAUUUUCUCUUGGAACGAUGGGAACAUAUUUAUGAAGGGCUAAUGCCAGAGCGUAGAUCCAUUACUGCAAUUAUUGAAACUGCUGCUGUUACGGCACGGUCGCAGUACCAAAUUGAACAGGCUUACUGCGGGGCAUUUAAUUUGAUUGAUGUUUAA
This is a messenger RNA of Strongylus vulgaris, 570 nucleotides long. Lineage: Eukaryota; Metazoa; Nematoda; Chromadorea; Rhabditida; Strongylidae. The record is from the annotation of a GenBank genome assembly.